Molecule: messenger RNA, 3441 nt
Organism: Cydia pomonella (codling moth)
Lineage: Eukaryota; Metazoa; Arthropoda; Insecta; Lepidoptera; Tortricidae
Product: zinc finger protein 99-like
Exons: 12
Coding region: 125-3406 (1093 amino acids)
Biological process (GO): regulation of transcription by RNA polymerase II
Cellular component (GO): nucleus
Molecular function (GO): RNA polymerase II transcription regulatory region sequence-specific DNA binding; DNA-binding transcription factor activity, RNA polymerase II-specific
Source: RefSeq, a predicted model, not a curated record
UAAUUUAUUCUCAUUGUAUUGUAUUCGCUUCCAGUUAAUUCAGUUUUUCAUGAAGCGGAGUGCUUUUUGUUGUGGGUUUAAAACAUUAAUAAAAUCUCUCCGCUCACGGUAAUUCAUAUGCAAGAUGAAGCAUAUUUGUGUAAUUUGCACACUCCAGAAACCGCCGCUGACGCCGCUGGCCACGGAGCAUAGGGAAUUACUCGAGGCUAUUGUAUCUCCAGCUAUUACCAUGGCAGACCUCAGCGCUUGUGAAAUCUUGCUGUGUAUGGAUUGCCAGGAGAAGCUGCAGUCCAUACAGCAGUUCCAGAAGAUGGCGCUGAACGGCCUCACAGUACUCAAGUCUGUGCUUUCUAAAGUGAACAAUGCACCCACGGUACAGGAUCAGAAAAUACAAACACUAAUAGAAAUGAAAGAUGGCCGGAAACUACUUGUGAAUCCAAUAUCUGUUGUGGAAACAAUUAUAACCGAACCAGAACUGGAAGAACCAGCCAGCUUAGAACUUUCUGCGACUUCACCCAGACACCCACACCCCCUUGCAGAGGAGAUGGAUAUUAAAUCGGAGCAACCUGCGUUCCCAGAGCAGCCCUGCUUAGACGUUGAAUUGAAGCUCGAAGUACAAUCCAAACAUGAGACUGGAACUGAAUUCGAACCUGAAAUAGAGUUAAAAUCGGAGCACUAUGAAUUUGACUCUGAGUCUGAAUUUGAUAAUGCUUCUUUGAGUCGCUCUGUGGCUCAGUGUGACUCGGACUCGAAGAUGAAAACAGAGGAAUGUGAUUUCACCAGAGUACAGAACAUUGCGUUUCAUACACGAAUUAUGAGCCCCUUGCAAACGAAUCACGUUUAUAAGACGAUUGAAAACAAAUAUAAGCCUGCAAUUUUAAAACAAGCACACAGACCACCAAAGGAACCUAGAGCAGCAAAAGUGGGUAUAAUAGCUAGAGCAUACGCUGCCAAACAAGCUAAAGCAGCUUUAAAAGCUAGCGCAAACGCAGCUAAACAGGUUAACGUAGCUUCAGAAGGAGCACAUGGAAUUAUAGAAGCAAAUGUAGCUUCAGAAGAAGCACAAACAGUUGAAGAAGUAAACAUAGCUUCAGUAGCUAGUGAUAAUGCAUUUGUAGAAAUGACUGUCGCUUGUACAACUGAAAUGGCAAACGAAGCUGAGAAAGCGAACGCUACAAAUAUUACUACAGAAGCAAACGCAGCAGUUGAAAAGGAAAAGGAAAGAGAGAGUAAGAAGUCGGAGCGCGUGCAGUGUGCACUCUGUGACAAAGUCCUGUGCCACAAGCGGAGUUUUCGGCAACAUUACUAUCUACGGCACGCCGAGGCAAACCCAGUCAAGUGCGAGUUGUGCCACAAACAGUUCCGCAACGCAGGUGUGCUCCGCUACCACCAGUGUCCGCACAAAAAGGUAACAGUCAAGUGCGAGUUGUGCCACAAACAGUUCCGCAACGCAGGUGUGCUCCGCUACCACCCGUGUCCGCACAAAAAGGUAACAGUCAAGUGCGAGUUGUGCCACAAACAGUUCCGCAACGCAGGUGUGCUCCGCUACCACCAGUGUCCGCACAAAAAGGUAACAGUCAAGUGCGAGUUGUGCCACAAACAGUUCCGCAACGCAGGUGUGCUCCGCUACCACCAGUGUCCGCACAAAAAGGUAACAGUCAAGUGCGAGUUGUGCCACAAACAGUUCCGCAACGCAGGUGUGCUCCGCUACCACCAGUGUCCGCACAAAAAGGUAACAGUCAAGUGCGAGUUGUGCCACAAACAGUUCCGCAACGCAGGUGUGCUCCGCUACCACCAGUGUCCGCACAAAAAGGUAACAGUCAAGUGCGAGUUGUGCCACAAACAGUUCCGCAACGCAGGUGUGCUCCGCUACCACCAGUGUCCGCACAAAAAGGUAACAGUCAAGUGCGAGUUGUGCCACAAACAGUUCCGCAACGCAGGUGUGCUCCGCUACCACCAGUGUCCGCACAAAAAGGUAACAGUCAAGUGCGAGUUGUGCCACAAACAGUUCCGCAACGCAGGUGUGCUCCGCUACCACCAGUGUCCGCACAAAAAGGUAACAGUCAAGUGCGAGUUGUGCCACAAACAGUUCCGCAACGCAGGUGUGCUCCGCUACCACCAGUGUCCGCACAAAAAGGCCGCCCCGAGGCCGGCGCCGCGGACGUGGUGCGCGGAGUGCGCGCGGCAGUUCCCGACCCGCGCGCAGUACCGCGCGCACCUCCUCACCCUCAAGCACACGCCGCGGGCCCUCUACAAGUACGUAUACGGCCUCGUCGCAGGCCCCCCGAGGCCGGCGCCGCGGACGUGGUGCGCGGAGUGCGCGCGGCAGUUCCCGACCCGCGCGCAGUACCGCGCGCACCUCCUCACCCUCAAGCACACGCCGCGGGCCCUCUACAAGUACGUAUACGGCCUCGUCGCAGGCCCCCCGAGGCCGGCGCCGCGGACGUGGUGCGCGGAGUGCGCGCGGCAGUUCCCGACCCGCGCGCAGUACCGCGCGCACCUCCUCACCCUCAAGCACACGCCGCGGGCCCUCUACAAGUACGUAUACGGCCUCGUCGCAGGCCCCCCGAGGCCGGCGCCGCGGACGUGGUGCGCGGAGUGCGCGCGGCAGUUCCCGACCCGCGCGCAGUACCGCGCGCACCUCCUCACCCUCAAGCACACGCCGCGGGCCCUCUACAAGUACGUAUACGGCCUCGUCGCAGGCCCCCCGAGGCCGGCGCCGCGGACGUGGUGCGCGGAGUGCGCGCGGCAGUUCCCGACCCGCGCGCAGUACCGCGCGCACCUCCUCACCCUCAAGCACACGCCGCGGGCCCUCUACAAGUACGUAUACGGCCUCGUCGCAGGCCCCCCGAGGCCGGCGCCGCGGACGUGGUGCGCGGAGUGCGCGCGGCAGUUCCCGACCCGCGCGCAGUACCGCGCGCACCUCCUCACCCUCAAGCACACGCCGCGCGCCCUCUACAAAUUCGAGUGUGAAGUGUGCAAGAAGCGGUUCCGGCACCGGCGCUGGAUGCGCGACCACCUCGACGCCGCGCACCGCGGCCUGAAAAAGUACUCGUGCGACAGAUGCGACUCUUCGUUCGGCUCGUUCACGUCCCUGCGGCGCCACGUCGCGCGCGACCACGACAAGGUAGUCGCGCCGCGGGCAACGCACGUGUGUGAUCUCUGCGGGAAGACGUUCAAGGUUAAAAAGUCGCUGGAGGAGCACCUGUUGUCGCACUACGGGCUGCGGCCCUUCACGUGCGCGGCGCCGGCGUGUCCGGCCGCCUUCUGCUACCGCGCCGCGCUCUACACGCACACGCGCCUCAAGCACGCGCCCGACAAGCAGGGACGGAAGGAACAGGAACAUGACGAACAAAUGGAUGACGGGGAAAGGCCUGAAUACUUGGAAUUACAAUUUGAUGACUGAUUACUAUUUACUAAUAAUAAUAAAUGAAUUACCGU